AAGAGACGCCGAGGAAGGUGAGAAGAUUUAAUUUUGAUUUCUCUUCAAAGUGCUAAAGGAUUUACAAGAGAGAUUUUUUUAGGGUUUUUGAGUAUCUCGCUCGCUACGGUUUUACAGAGAUUUCUUCUCCAAUAUGGAUUCGAUGGUGAAUCAGAAGACUGUGUUGGCUGUGACGGAUGAUGUGGUGUUACCUGUUAGCUCUGUUCUUACUAUCAUGGAAGAGCUUGGAAAGGAGCCUUGUGAUCCUCUGAUUAUUACUCAAGCAUCCACAAUUAAUCAGUUUCCUUUGGAUUCUUCCUCAGUGGAUGCUGUUUUAGCCAUUUCCAAAACAUCUGAUUUUCCCAGUGACAAAAUUUGUGGUGAGUUCUCAAGAAUCUUGAAGCCUGGUGGCAUAGUUUUUGUGUGCAAGAAUUUGGACGGUGAAGCGGAGGAAAUGCAACAGACCAUUCAAAGGAGAGUGACGUUGGCUGGUUUUCUGGAGCCGCAGUGUCUUGAUUUGAAAUCAAUUAAGUUGUCUUCAUUCAGUUUAUCCUUUGGGAUUAAGGCAAAGAAACCUUCUUGGAAGAUUGGUUCAUCAUUUGCUCUCAAAAAGCCUGCAAAAGUUCUCUUAAAGGUUAAUUUAGACGAGGACUCGGAUCUUAUUGAUGAAGAUUCUCUUUUAACAGAGGAGGACUUGAAGAAGCCACAGCUUCCUGCUGCCAGCGGUUGUGAGACCACCAAAAAAGCUUGCAAGAACUGCGUCUGUGGUAGAGCUGAGAUUGAGGAGAAAGCUGUGAAGCUGGGCCUCACAGAGGAUCAAAUUGAGAAUCCACAAUCAUCAUGUGGCAGCUGUGGGCUCGGUGAUGCCUUCCGCUGCGGUACAUGCCCUUACAAGGGUUUGCCACCUUUCAAAUUAGGCGAGAAGGUUUCCCUAUCUCAAAACUUCCUUGAAGCUGACAUAUAAGCAUGUGCGAGGCCAAAACAUUUUGCUAAUGGCAGAGUAGUUUCACUGUUUACUGUGUCCUUUCGUAUAAUUUGUUUGUUGGUACUUCUUAUUUUGUCGCUCUAAAGGCUUUAUAGAAAAUUGUUGGUGUUACCUACAAAGCACACAAACCUUAGUAUCAAUGAAGAACAGUUUUGCAUUUGGCUAAAUAAUUAUUUGUGUUUGUCUGGCUUGGACCUUA
Molecule: messenger RNA, 1163 nt
Organism: Capsella rubella
Lineage: Eukaryota; Viridiplantae; Streptophyta; Magnoliopsida; Brassicales; Brassicaceae
Product: anamorsin homolog
Exons: 8
Coding region: 134-943 (269 amino acids)
Biological process (GO): iron-sulfur cluster assembly
Cellular component (GO): cytoplasm
Molecular function (GO): iron-sulfur cluster binding; S-adenosylmethionine-dependent methyltransferase activity
Source: RefSeq, a predicted model, not a curated record